CCAUUUUUCUCUAUCCCCUCUCUUAUUCCUUUAUAAAAUAUAUACAUAGAACGAAAAAAAUUCAAGAUUCUGAAAUGGCAACCAAAGUGUACAUUGUUUACUAUUCCAUGUAUGGGCAUGCUGAGAAGCUGGCACAAGAAAUAUUGAAAGGUGCUGCAUCUGUUGAAGGUAUUGAAGCUAAGCUAUGGCAGGUGCCAGAAAUUCUUUCAGAAGAAAUUCUUGCAAAGAUGAGUGCACCUCUAAAAGGUGAUGCACCAGUGAUUACACCAGAUGAGCUUACUGAGGCUGAUGGCUUUGUAUUUGGAUUUCCAACAAGGUUUGGGAUGAUGCCUGCUCAGUUUAAGGCUUUUCUUGAUGCAACUGGUGGUCUCUGGAAAACUCAAGCACUAGCAGGCAAACCUGCUGGCAUUUUCUAUAGCACUGGUUCUCAAGGAGGCGGCCAAGAAACUACCGCGUUGACAGCAAUUACACAGCUUGUUCAUCAUGGAAUGAUAUUCGUUCCAAUUGGCUACACAUUCGGAGCUGGCAUGUUCGAGAUGGAGAAAAUCAAAGGCGGAAGUCCAUAUGGUGCUGGUACUUUUGCUGGUGAUGGCUCUAAACAGCCUACAGAGCUUGAAUUGGAGCAAGCUUUUCAUCAGGGGAAAUACAUUGCCACCAUCACUAAGAAGCUCAAAGUCUCUGCCUAAAAUCUCAGUUCACCAUUUGCAUUCUAUAGUUUUUUCUUCUUUCUCUUUAGAAACAUGGUUUGGUUUAAAAUUAAGUUGGUACUGAACUAAGUGUGUGAUGUCCUGUUUUUAUCACCGUAUUUAUAGGGAUCAUUUGGUCAGUGUUUGUUACAGGUUCAUUUUACAUGUUUAUGAAUCUUGAAA
Molecule: messenger RNA, 869 nt
Organism: Lycium barbarum (goji berry)
Lineage: Eukaryota; Viridiplantae; Streptophyta; Magnoliopsida; Solanales; Solanaceae
Product: NAD(P)H dehydrogenase (quinone) FQR1-like
Exons: 4
Coding region: 75-686 (203 amino acids)
Molecular function (GO): NAD(P)H dehydrogenase (quinone) activity; FMN binding
Source: RefSeq, a predicted model, not a curated record